UUCACCAACCAUUUGUCACGCAUUCCAAAACACUUAAUCCUUAAAACCAAACAACAAACUACACAAACUCAUGUCCACAUGAACUUCCUAUUCCGCCUCGCGCUAUUCGCUGUCCUUGCCCUUGGGGCUACCCGAGUCAUCCUCGACAGCUUCAAACACAAUCUCGAAGGUCCGUUUUUCCAAAAAACGAGGAGCAACAAGUACGCGGUUAGUGUUCCGGUCAAGGUUUUCGAGGAUGAGACAAUCGAGGAAAGUUGCGACGUGUUUAAAGGGAAAUGGGUUUGGGACAAUGAAAGCUAUCCGCUUUACAGGGAAGACACUUGUCAGUUUCUGGUUAAACAGACGACAUGUCUGAAAAACGGGAGGCCCGAUUCUUUCUAUCAGAAUUGGAAGUGGCAGCCAAGUGCAUGCAAUCUGCCAAGAUUUGAUGGUAUGAAGCUAAUGGAGAUGCUGAGGGAUAAAAGGCUCAUGUUUGUCGGGGAUUCGAUACAAAGAAGCAUGUUCGAGUCCAUGGUCUGCUUAGUACAAUCCAAACUCCCAAACGAUGUAAGAACCUCUCUACAACGGGUGCCUCCGAGGAAAAUUUUCAAAGUCGAGGAAUUCAAUGCAUCUAUUGAGUACUAUUGGGCUCCUUUCCUAACAGAGUCCAUAUCAGACAAUGCCAUAAACCACACCGUUUUCAAGCGUCUCGUGAGGCUCGACUCGGUGGCCAAACACAGCCAAGAAUGGGAGGGGGCCCACAUUUUGGUCUUCGAGAGCUACGUUUGGUGGAUGCACAAACCCACCAUAAACGCAACGUUCGAAUCUCUAAACAAUGUCCGGGAAUAUAACGUGACAAGUGCGUAUCGAUUAGCGUUGAAAACAUGGGCAGAUUGGGUCGAGUCGAGCAUUGAUCCAAGUACUCAAAAGAUCUUUUUCGCAACAAUGUCCCCGACACACUUGUGGAGUUGGGAAUGGAAACCCGGAACGGGUGGAACUUGCUUCAACGAGACAUCCCCGAUUGAACAAGAAUCCUACUGGGGAACGGGUUCGAGUCUGGACAUCAUGGGAACAGUCAAAGACAUUCUUGGACAGCUAAAGGCUAAGGUAACUGUGCUAAAUAUUACUCAGCUGUCUGAAUACAGAAAAGAUGGACACACUUCAGUCUAUGGGGAAAGAAAAGGUAAACUCUUGACUAAAGAACAGAGAUCAGACCCAAAUAAUUUUGCUGACUGUAUUCACUGGUGCUUACCUGGAGUCCCUGACACGUGGAACGAGAUUUUGUACGCACAUCUUUUGCAAGAUUAUCGUUCGUAGAAGAAAAAAGUCAAAGACAAAGCUCAACCUUUUUUCUCAUCUUCUGUUUUUGACUUUUUUCUUAGAAUACCCAUACACAAGACAAAUGUACACAAGGAAAUUUAAUAAACAGCAAAAUAUAAAUGGUGAUAUGACCAUAUA
This is a messenger RNA of Striga asiatica, 1437 nucleotides long. NCBI's taxonomy places the organism in Eukaryota, Viridiplantae, Streptophyta, Magnoliopsida, Lamiales, Orobanchaceae. The record is from the annotation of a GenBank genome assembly.